AUGAUACUGAACUGCUCAUCUCUGAGCCUUCUAUUGAACUACUCCUCUGCCUCAUCCUCCUCCUCGUCCUGUCGUCUGCGGGAGCAGUUCAGUCUGAAUGGGAUGUACCAGAAGGGUGAUGUGAUUCUGGGAGGUCUGUUUGAGGUCCACUACUUCACUGUGUUCCCUGAGCUAUCUUUCACAUCAGAACCCCAGCAGCUCUACUGUGAGGGUUUUACCAGUUCUGGUUUCCAGCAGGCUCAGACUAUGGCGUUUGCUGUAGAUGAGAUCAACAGAGACCCUGACCUUCUGCCAAACAUCACGCUCGGAUACCAGCUCUACGACAACUGCCUGAAGCUGGGAGUAUCGCUCCGUGCUGCCAUGUCAUUGGCCAGUGGGACAGAGGAAGAGUUCCUAUUGGAUGAGACUUGUUCUGGGCCACCCCCGGUGCUAGGGAUUGUGGGAGACCCAGGGUCCACACACUCCAUCGCCAUCUCCAGUGUCCUAGGGCUGUUCCGGGUUCCCAUGGUGAGUCACUACUCCACUUGUUCCUGUCUGAGCAACCGGGGAAAAUACCCAUCCUUCUUCAGAACCAUCCCCAGUGACGCCUUCCAGGUGCGAGCCAUGAUCCAGAUCCUACGUCGGUUGGGUUGGACCUGGGUGGGCCUGGUGUUCAGUGAUGAUGACUACGGAGUUCAUGCUGCCCGGUCCUUCCAGUCAAGCCUGGCCGAGUCAGGGGGCUGUGUGGCCUAUUCCCAGGUGUUGCCUAAAGACAACCGCCCCACAGAGCUGCAGAGGAUCGUGGGAGAGAUCAAGAGCUCCUCUGCUCGUGUGGUGGUGGUGUUCUCCAAUGAGGCCUACCUGCUCCCUCUGGUGGACGAGGUGGUGGUGCAGAAUGUGAAGGGUCUCCAGUGGAUUGCCAGUGAAGCCUGGAGCACUUCCUCUGUGUUUCACACCCUCCGUCUCAUGCCAUACCUGGGGGGUACCCUGGGUAUCGCCAUCCGUCGUGGAGAGAUACCCGGACUCAGGGACUACCUGCUUAGCAUCCGCCCCGAUGACCAACCUGCCAAUAACCCCGGAAAAAAUAUGGGUAAGGUGAGACAGUUCUGGGAGGCUGUGUUUGGGUGCAGGUUGGAGCCCCCAGCAGGUUGGGUGGAGGCUGGGGGUGAUGUAUGUACAGGUCAGGAGGACCUGAGGGAUGUGGAGACUAACUAUGGGGAAGUGUCUGAGCUCAGGCCGGAGUAUAACGUGUAUAAGGCAGUGUACGCCCUGGCCCAUGCCCUGCAUGACCUACUGCAGUGUGUGCCAGAGAGAGGACCUUUCAGUGGGAACCGCUGUGCCAGCCUACAGAGAUUUGAGCCCUGGCAGCUGGUCCAUUACCUGGAGAGGGUUAACUUCACCACAGGGUUUGGCGAUCGCAUUUCUUUCGAUGAUAACGGGGACGCCCUGGCCAUCUAUGACAUCAUGAACUGGGCGUGGCUCCAGGACGGGAGCGUGCAGGUGGAGACUGUGGGUGUGAUCGACGAAUCAGCCCCCGCAGGACAAGAGCUGACACUGGACGAGGACAGAAUCUUCUGGAAUUUUGAGUCAAAAAAGCCCCCACGAUCAGUGUGCAGUGAGAGCUGUCCCCCAGGCACCCGUGUAGCCAGGAAGAAGGGGGAGCCUGUUUGCUGCUUCAACUGCAUCUCCUGUGCUGAGGGAGAGGUCAGCAACACAACAGACUCGGCCAAGUGCUCGAGAUGUCCAGAGGACUUCUGGUCCAGCCCGGAGCGUGAUCUCUGCGUACCUAAGGGGGUUGAGUUCCUCUCCUACCAGGAAUCACUGGGCAUCUCCUUGAUGACCGCCUCGUUGCUAGGAGCCCUCAUCUGUGCAGUGGUCCUCGGAAUCUUCACCCGCUACCGGAACACGCCUGUUGUCAAGGCCAACAACUCUGAGCUGAGCUUCCUGCUUCUGCUGUCACUCAAACUCUGCUUCCUGUGCUCGCUGCUGUUCAUUGGACGGCCCCGGCUGUGGACGUGUCAGCUGAGGCAUGCAGCAUUUGGUAUCAGCUUUGUUCUCUGUGUCUCCUGUAUACUGGUGAAGACAAUGGUGGUGCUGGCUGUGUUUAGGACCUCUAAGCCCGGGGGCAAUGCCAGCCUGAAGUGGUUUGGUGCUGGGCAGCAGAGAGGAACAGUCCUGGUUCUCACCUCAUUCCAGGCUGCUAUCUGCACAGCCUGGCUGGUUUCAGCCUCUCCAACUCCACACAAAAACACGCGCUACCAUAAUGAUAAGAUUGUAUAUGAGUGUGUGGUGGGGUCGGUAGCAGGGUUCGGAGCGUUGUUAGGCUACAUCGGCCUCCUGGCGUUCCUUAGCUUCUUCUUGGCUUUCCUGGCCAGGAAUCUUCCAGACAACUUCAACGAGGCCAAGUUCAUCACCUUCAGCAUGCUGAUCUUCUGUGCUGUGUGGAUCUCCUUCGUCCCUGCCUACGUCAGCUCUCCUGGGAUGUACGCAGACGCUGUGGAGAUAUUCGCCAUCUUAGCUUCCAGCUUUGGCCUCCUGGUGGCUCUGUUCGGCCCAAAGUGUUACAUCAUCCUGCUGAGGCCAGAGAGAAACACCAAGAAGGCUCUGAUGGGCCGGGCCACAACCAAAACAUAG
Messenger RNA from Salvelinus namaycush (lake trout), 2613 nucleotides. Its product is annotated as extracellular calcium-sensing receptor-like. Gene Ontology annotation, cellular component: membrane. The transcript has 9 exons. Gene Ontology annotation, molecular function: G protein-coupled receptor activity. The record is from RefSeq and is a predicted model, not a curated record. Gene Ontology annotation, biological process: G protein-coupled receptor signaling pathway. The coding region runs from base 1 to 2613 and encodes 870 amino acids. Lineage: Eukaryota; Metazoa; Chordata; Actinopteri; Salmoniformes; Salmonidae.